UUGCCAGUAACAAGGACUAUUUGUAGUGGUGAGAGCUUUACUUUGGCUAUAUGCUGCACUAUGUCAGUUUAGUCCGCACAGUUAUUUACUUAAGCCCCAUUCCGCAACCAUUUAGAGUAGCGCAGCUCCUCUUCAGUGUGAGAGUGUACCUGACGAGUAACGAGAGCUCUCUUUGGGUCUCUUUUCUAUCACGGCACUCUGUCGGCAGAGGAUGUCUGCACAGGUCCCCUGACUCAGCAGGUGGAGGGUUAUGCAUGUUACGCUGCGGAGGGAAGGCCUACGACCCCAGCAGUGGCCAGAUGAAGUCCGUUGCCGGGACUCUGUACGACCUGCAGGUUCAGGACAGGCUCUCAGAGGAUGCCCAGUGCUGUGGGAAUGUCCUGAUGGAGGCCGGCUCCACCUGCUGCUCCGACCCAGGACUAGACCUGCUCUACCCUACCCAGCCAGGGUUCACCUGCUGUGGGCACCGCUACCCCAACUCCUCCCUGUGGUCUUGCCGUGCGGGGGUCCUGCACCCAAGGCUUGAACCACACACCACCAGCAUGAACAUGACUCCAGGACCUAGGAUUCUACCACUGGGGAGCCUGAAGACGGAAGUCCUGUGUGACACCAGAGGUAAAGCCUCCAGUUUGAAGCACAGGAUGAAAGGAAUCAUGAAAAUACAGUGGGAAGCACUUGACUCCCUUUGGGAAGCACUUUGACUCAUUGAUGUACAGUAGCUUCACAACACUGAUCUAAAGUGUGUGUGUCCAGUUCUGCUAGGGACAGUGGAGAGUGUGUCUGUGAAGAGGAAUGAGCGGUCCAUCGUGAUGGGGAACGUCAUGUUCAUGCAGGCCUUGUGUGGCCCUGUCAACGCCCUGCCUGCCCCUCACUACGUCACAUUACCUGACCACUGCAGCUCUACUGAACUGGUGCCGGGCAACACUGACAUCUGGGUGGAAACAAGACAUUUCUCAGACACAGUAAACUUAAUCUCUGAUCAAUGUUUUUUGAUGCUAUACGGUGUUUGUUUAUAUUUACAUUGUUUACAAACAAUAGCUUUAAAAAAAAACUACUUUUGUGUUCUGAUGGGGAAGGACAGUUUAUCUAAACUCGUGAGGCACACGUUAUAUUCUUCAAGAAUCAAUUGGUAUAUCAUUAGUUUACAGAUUGCCCCUUUAAGCUGUCAGUGGAUGUUUAAGAUAUUUUGAUUUGCUUACAAAAAACACGACCGUGUUUAUGCUCUCUCAUGAGUCAUAUCUCAGGAUAUGUAUGAUGUUUGUCUGGUUAGUGUUUUCUGUUAUUCUAUCUCAAAAGUUCCUUUUUAAUGUUAAUGCAUUUUUAUGCAGAUCCAGCUGACAAACCAGGCUGGGUCUGAUGUAACCAUAUAGACAGCAGAGAAGUUGCCUGAACAAGCAAGCUUUGUAGCCAUGAGCAAUGUUUCUCCUCAGGGUCAGUGGGAACCUGUCGUUCAGGGCAGUUUUGAGCCCCACCUGUUUAGCUAAAAUGAAAAUGAAAAUAUAUUAUACAGUACCGGUCAAAGGUUUGGACACACCAACUCAUUCAAGGGUUUUCCUUUAUUUGUACUAUUUUCUACAUUGUAGAAUAAUAGUGAAUACAUCAAAACUAUGACAUAACACAUAUGGAAUCAUGUAGUAACCAAAAAAGUGUUAAACAAAUCAAAAUAUAUUUUAUAUUCUUCAAAGUAGACACCCUUUGCCUUGAUGACAGCUUUGCACACUCUUGGCAUUCUCUCAACCAUCUUCACGAAGAAUGCUUUUCCAUCAGUCUUGAAGGAGUUCCCACAUAUGCUGAGCAAUCAAAUUUGGACUCAUCACACCAAAAACCAUGAAGGCCUGAUUUCAAGCAGUUUCCUGUGAACGGUUGACGUUGAGAUGUGUCUGUUACAUGAAUUAUGUGACGCAUUUAUUUGGGCUACAAUCGGAGGUGCAGUUAACUCUAAUGAACUUAUCCUCUGCAUCAGAGGAGAGCAAGUUUCAUUAUAGCGCUUGAUGGUUUUUGUGAAUGUUCCGUAUUGAUUGACCUUCAUGUCUUCAAGUAACGAUGGACUGUUGUUUCUCGUUGAUUAUUAGAGCUGUUCUUGCCAUAUGGACUUGGUCUUAUCAAAAUAGGGCUAUCUUCUGUAUACCACUCUUACCUUGGUCACAAUACAAAUGAUUAGCUCAAAUUCCACAAAUGAACUUUCAACAAGGCACACCUGUUAGCGGACGACACAACAGUGGUAGGCUUGAUGACCAACAACGACGAGACGGCCUACAGGGAGGAGGUGAGGGCCCUCGGAGUGUGGUGUCAGGAAAAUAACCUCACACUCAACGUCAACAAAACUAAGGAGAUGAUUGUGGACUUCAGGAAACAGCAGAGGGAACACCCCCCUAUCCACAUCGAUGGAACAGUAGUAGAGAGGGUAGCAAGUUUUAAGUUCCUCGGCAUACACAUCACAGACAAACUGAAUUGGUCCACCCACACAGAUAGCAUCGUGAAGAAGGCGCAGCAGCGCCUCUUCAACCUCAGGAGGCUGAAGAAAUUUGGCUUGUCACCAAAAGCACUCACAAACUUCUACAGAUGCACAAUCGAGAGCAUCCUGGCGGGCUGUAUCACCACCUGGUACGGCAACUGCUCUGCCCACAACCGUAAGGCUCUCCAGAGGGUAGUGAGGUCUGCACAACGUAUCACCGGGGGCAAACUACCUGUCCUCCAGGACUCCUACACCACCCGAUGUUACAGGAAGGUCAUAAAGAUCAUCAAGGACAACAACCACCCGAGCCACUGCCUGUUCACCCCGCUAUCAUCCAGAAGGCGAGGUCAGUACAGGUGCAUCAAAGCUGGGACAGAGAGACUGAAAAACAGCUUCUAUCUCAAGGCCAUCAGACUGUUAAACAGCCACCACUAACAUUGAGUGGCUGCUGCCAACACACUGACUCAACUCCAGCCACUUUAAUAAUGGGAAUUGAUGGGAAAUUAUGUAAAAUAUAUCACUAGCCACUUUAAACAAUGCUACCUAAUAUAAUGUUUACAUACCCUACAUUAUUCAUUUCAUAUGUAUACGUAUAUACUGUACUCUAUAUCAUCUACUGCAUCUUUAUGUAAUACAUGUAUCACUAGCCACUUUAACUAUGCCACUUUGUUUACAUACUCAUCUCAUAUGUAUAUACUGUACUCGAUACCAUCUACUGUAUCUUGCCUAUGCCGCUCUGUACCAUCACUCAUUCAUAUAUCUUUAUGUACAUAUUCUUUAUCCCCUUACACUUGUGUGUAUAAGACAGUAGUUUUGGAAUUGUUAGUUAGAUUACUUGUUGGUUAUUACUGCAUUGUCGGAACAAGAAGCACAAGCAUUUCGCUACACUCGCAUUAACAUCUGCUAACCAUGUGUAUGUGACAAAUAAAAUUUGAUUUGAUUUGAAUUGAAAUGCAUUCCAUGUGCUUACCUCUUGAAGCUGGUUAAAAGAAUGCCAAGAGUGUGCAAUCUGUCAUCAAGGCAAGGGGUGGCUACUUUGAAUAAUUUCAAAUAUACUUUGAUUUGUUUAACACUUUUUUUGGUUACUACGUGAUUCCAUAUGUGUCAUUUCAUUGUUUUGAUGUCUUCACUAUUAUUCUACAAUGUAGAAAAUAUUUUUAAAAAUUAAGAAAAACCCUUAAAUGAGGAGGUGAGUCCAAACUUUUGAUGGGUUCCCAUGCAAAACUAGACAGAUAGCUAACAGCUAAGUCUUCAAUAAAACUCCCAAGACGUGACUUUUCUUGAAUGAAUAUAUUGAAAACGUUUAUGUUGUGAAACUGCAAAAUACAGAAAAUAAUAUACUUUAGUAUUCAAUUCACACUGACAUACUGUAGCUGUACAUUACACAUUUGAAGUUGCAUAAAUACAAAGCACGUGCUACGGUACCAUGCAUUUGGCAUGAUGCCAAACCAUAUAGCUAAUUGUUACUCAUGUGGUAAUUGGCUAACUCCUUUCAUUACUCUAAUAAUGUACAACCAUCUAUGUAGAAUAACAAAGCAUAUUACACUAGAAACAGUAACAAAACUACAGUAUUGUAUAUUUUACAAUUAGUUUGCAUGACGCACGAGCAAAGUAAUACAGCUAACGGCAUACAUGAAAGGCAUUGCAAUUUGUAUGAGUAAAUGCAACCAAUCAACAUUGAUAUGUAAGCAACUCUAUCAAUGACAAGAUUAUCAUCACUAGCUAAAUGCUUGAAUCAAACUUACAAACAAAUAUUUUCCAAGGCUGAAGUGUGACAAGAAAUAACUACACUGAAAGACCUGCACCGUAGCGUUGUUUUUAGCUGCUUCUAUGCGUGCGGAACAAUUCCUGUUUGCGAAGUCUUUCUAAGUACCAGAAAGCUCCACUAGGGGGCGAAUAACACCAUGGAACACAAUGAAAAUCCAUCUUAACCAUUGUAAUAAAAUAAUCUGUUACCUUCUAAUAGGAUGGCAGCACACGGGUACUGUAUAUUAGAGGUCGACAGAUUAUGAUUUUUCAACGCCAAUACCGAUACCGAUUAUUGGAGGGCCAAAAAAAAGCCGAUACCGAUUAAUCGUCCGAUUUAAAAAUUAUAUAUAUUAUUAAAAAUAUAUAUUUAUUUGUAAUAAUGACAAUUACAACAAUACUGAAUGAACACUUAUUUUAACUUAAUAUAAUACAUCAAUAAAAUCAAUUUAGCCUCAAAUAAUUAAUGAAAUGUGUUCAAUUUGGUUUAAAUAAUGCAAAAGCAAAGUGUUGGAGAAGAAAGUAAAAGUGCAAUAUGUGUUAUGUAAGAAAGCUAACGUUGCAGUUCCUUGCUCAGAACAUGAGAACAUAUGAAAGCUGGUGGUUCCUUUUAACAUGAGUCUUCAAUAUUCUCAGGUAAGAAGUUUUAGGUUGUAGUUAUUAUAGGAAUUAUAGAACUAUUUCCCUCUAUAACAUUUGUAUUUCAUUAACCUUUGACUAUUGGAUGUUCUUAUAGGCACUUUAGUAUUGCCAGUGUAACAGUAUAGUAUAGCUUCCGUCCCUCUCCUCGCUCCUCCCUGGGCUCGAACCAGGAACACAAUGACAACGACACCAGCCGGUGUAAGGUUAAUACCAUGGGCUAGGAAAGGUUAAAUACAUUGGCCAUGCUGUCAACCCAGCAUGAUUUCUGCUAUGCUGAAAACAAAUGGAAACUCGGAAUUGGGAAGUUUCAGAUCUAAGUGAGUUCAAGAGAACUGAGAACUCUGGAAAAAAACUAGCUCCACUUGGGAAAAUACGUUUUGAACAGUCAUCUAACUCGAAAUUCCCAGUUCAUUGUUUGCUUAUAUGCCCAUCUUAUCCUACGGUUCUGACUUGCUGUACAGGGAAAACACUGUAAGAACGUCCCAUGUUCUGAAUUAUUUUGCUGUACAUUUAAAACGUGCUGAACAAGUAGUUAUAUUGACUACGUCCACCCUAGCUCGCUAAUUAAUGUCUUACGGAUUACGGAUUGCGGAUUGUCUCUUAUCCACUUGUCCCCUUAUGCCAUAGUUUGUACAUCUCAACUGUCCGUAGACAAGAGUGUGCAAAGCUCUCAUCAAGGCAAAGGGUGGCUACUUUGAAGAAUCUAAAAUCUAAAGUAUAUUUUGAUUUGUUUACAGCAUGAUUCCAUAUGUGUUAUUUCAUAGUUUUGAUGUCUUCACUAUCAUUCUACAAUGUAGAAAAUAGUAAAAAAUAAAUUCCACCUGGCGAUCUGCU
This is a messenger RNA of Oncorhynchus keta (chum salmon), 5677 nucleotides long. RefSeq lists its product as uncharacterized. Lineage: Eukaryota; Metazoa; Chordata; Actinopteri; Salmoniformes; Salmonidae. The record is from RefSeq and is a predicted model, not a curated record. The transcript is spliced from 3 exons. The coding region runs from base 51 to 701 and encodes 216 amino acids.